AUGCUGAAAAAUAUACAGGGGGGCUACCCUCUCUUUAUACGACAGAGGCUUUCGUUGUACAGACAAAUACACACACCACGCCUCUAUGAUGGUUCUUCUUCGCGCAGAAAAGAAAAACUGACUGGAUUUUUGGCUUUCAAGAAGAUAAUAACAUCAGUUUUGGAUAAUGAAGUGGAAAAACGCAAACAUACUUGGAAAAGUCGACUGCCAGAUCUACAGUUGAAAUACGACCCCAGAGAGAUUGGUGGCUUUGAUACCUUUGGAGUUUCGCCGCUGGUGGUGCAAGCGCUGAACCAGACAUUCCCAGAAGUGAAAGAUCCGACUGAGACCCAGAAAAAGAUUUUAUCUGUUCUAGGGUCGGGGUUUUCGGUGAUAGCGAAAGAGACACAGGGAAGCGGCAAGUCGUUCUCCGCUCUAUUGCAUGCUCUAUCCAGACCAAGGGCCCUGACAUAUCUCGGAAAACCUGCAACGACAACGCUGAUACUGGUGAAAACUUCUUCUUUGGCUCGGCAAUAUGAACUGCAACUGUUGCGGAUUCUGGAUCGGUUCGAUGGAGAGACAGCCAAAGUAGCCCAAUUCCUCUAUAGAUGUAACGACAAGACUGAAGAAAAGGCACAGCUGGAGAAAUGGAAAACGCUAGAGCCUCCUCACAUCAUUGUCGCUACGCCGCAGAGAUUAUUGGAUGCGAUUUUGGAAAGUGGGUCUCCAAAUGGUCUUGGUUUGAGUGAUCUCAGACUGAUCAUAUGCGACGAUGCAGAGUUUUUGUUCGUGGACGGGGCAACCUCAAUGGCAAAAAAGAAGAACAAGAAAAAGAAGCCUGCUGAGUCAGUCAUGAAUUAUCUUCUCGAGCUGAGAGACAGCGAGAGGGAUCCCAAACUAGGGACCCCGAUCCGGAAACAAAGUGCUCAAAUGGCCUUCUUCAUAGACACAAUGUCAUCAGAGUUCAUUCAAAUGCUGCAGAAACGAAACUGGGUCAAUUGGGAAAAUCUCAAGAUGGUGGGUGUAUCUGCCAUGAGCCACGAAAAGGAUGGGAAGGAGCUGCUGUUGCCCUCCAAUGUGAAGGUUUCUGCUGUGAUAGCUUCGGAAUCAGGGGAUUUGGAAGACUUGACUCCAUUUGAUCUGGAUAACUCAGAGGAGCUCCACAGUGAUAUUGGCUAUCUCAUGGACCUCAACUACAAGAAGCACAGAGUUUACCUGAAGUCCCAGUCUCGAGGCGACCAAGAGGCCACAAGAUUCGCCAAAAAUGAACUCUUGCCCCGUAUAAUGGAGAACCUUUCAGGCCAGGUUUUGUUGCUUCACGAUGAAUCGGAAUCUUCAAUUAAAGUCCAAAAACAAAUUGAAGCAGAAGGGUUCUACUCCAAAAUAUUCAACCUCCACGAUGACUUCUCCAAUUUCUUCCAUCCAGGAUUUCAAGACUUUUCGCCCGAGAACCCCCAUGUUCUCAUCUCUAACGUCCAGAACGUGAUAGGAUUGACCUUCAAGAAUCUACAGAAUAUUGUGUGUCUCGGCGUGGAUACCUUCAUUGACCCCAGGUCAUUGGCCAUGCUGGGAGGAAGGUUCAGACCAGCUUCUGGACUGGUAAAGUUGCACUCAAACAACGGUUCAGCACCGAAUCUCGUCUUUGUCUUCCCAAAGAGCGAUUUUGGUUACAUUGAGAGAAAAGCCUUUGAAAGGAGUUUGCUCAAGAUAGGAGGUCCAGUCCUGGUACCUCUAACGAAAACACCAGAGACUGGAUUCGAUAAAUCAGACUACAAAGACUUUUUCGACGACAUCGAAGACACCGAGGCGAUUCAUGAGGUCUACUAG
Molecule: messenger RNA, 1806 nt
Organism: Kuraishia capsulata CBS 1993
Lineage: Eukaryota; Fungi; Ascomycota; Pichiomycetes; Pichiales; Pichiaceae
Exons: 1
Coding region: 1-1806 (601 amino acids)
Molecular function (GO): ATP binding; nucleic acid binding
Source: RefSeq, a predicted model, not a curated record